This is a messenger RNA of Lolium perenne, 2706 nucleotides long. Its product is annotated as putative metallophosphoesterase At3g03305. Gene Ontology annotation, molecular function: hydrolase activity. The record is from RefSeq and is a predicted model, not a curated record. NCBI's taxonomy places the organism in Eukaryota, Viridiplantae, Streptophyta, Magnoliopsida, Poales, Poaceae.
AACGACUUCUUCUUUGUCUUGCUCCCCUUCUUCGGACCCUCGCCAUGGCUCCGCACGGGAACCGGCUCCUCCCCCUUCUCCUAGCCCUCCUCGCCGCGGCGGCGUCCGCUCCGUCCUCCGGCUACGGCGACGAGAGGGCGGUGGUGGAGGUAUCCGGCGCGCCGGAUGGGGUCGUGUGGGUGGCCCAGCUCUCGGAUCUCCACUUCAGCGUGCACCACCCGGAGCGCGCCUACGACUUCCGGCGAUAUGUCGGCCCCGCGCUCGCCAUGGUCAACCCCGAUCUCGUAUUCAUCACCGGUGACCUGACAGAUGGAAAAAGCAAAGAUCUACUAACAAUGAAGCAAAACGAGGUUGAGUGGAUAGAAUAUAGAAGUACAAUGAAGGAUGUCAUUGAAAGAAGCAAACUUCCAAGCAGAAUUUUUUAUGAUCUGAGAGGAAACCAUGACAGUUUUGGUGUACCCACAUCUGGUGGGGACUAUGACUUCUAUCAGAAGUAUAGCAUCAAUGCUAAAUCAGGACGACAAGGGCGUGUGCAAAGCGUCACUUUAGAGAAUAGUGGCCGGAAGCACCUGUUUGUUGGCUUUGAUAGCACAAUGGAGAUCGGUCUUAGAGGCCCGACCAAUUUAUUUGGGCAUCCGACUGACAAACAGCUUAUAGAGCUGGAUCAGUCACUGUCGCAGUGGGACACUGAAUUCGACAAGGCUCCAGUGACUAAAACCACAGUUGGGCACUUCCCCCUGUCUUUCUCAGCAUUAACCGAAUCAGGAAAAAGUAUCAAGGAUGUAUUUCUAAAGCACUCCGUAGCAGCAUACUUGUGUGGACAUCUUCACUCCAGGUUUGGCAAGAAUUUGAAGCGCUACUAUCAUCGGAUAACUCAAGAUCCUUCAUUAUACGAACAGUACUACCAAUUUAACAUGCACCAAGGAUACGCAAUCCAGAGUGCUAAAGAGAACUGUUCAGAAGAAGCUGCACAUAUUGAGGAGUUCUGGGAGUGGGAGAUGGGCGAUUGGAGAAGGAGAAGAACUAUGAGGAUAUUGGCAAUUGAUGAUGGUUAUGUCUCCUUCACUGACAUAGAUUUCAGUUUAGGCUCGAAGAGUAUAAUUAUAGUUCCUACCUUUCCUCUAGACUCGAGAUUCAUGCAGAGACGCUCUGCUCCUCGUGAUUUCAAUUGCCAUGUCAAGGGAGCUUCAACUUUUGAUACAGUGCGGGCUCUUGUCUUCUCUCGACAAGAGAUAGUGUCUGUGUCAGUAAAGAUAUAUGACUCAAGACCAGGAAAUCUUGAAGUGGUAUUCGACACUGAAAUGAAAAGAGUGAGUGCUAAUGAAUCUAGAGGAGAUAUGUAUUUAGUUCCAUGGAACUGGAGGGCAUUUGCAGAUCCUUCACCAAACAGAUAUUGGCUCCAAAUUGAAGUGAUGGAUAUAACAGGUGACACUAGUGUCAGUCAGUUGAGGCCGUUCUCUGUAAAUGGGUUGUUUGCCAAAGUUAGCUGGACUUGGAAGGAAUUUUUCGUAAUGGGCAUUCAAUGGGCUUCAUUAUAUCAUCUCACUCUGCGGUGUGCUCUUGCCCUGAUUUUCGUAAUGCUUCUUGUACCACGAGCUUUGAUUGUGUUAUUCAAAUAUCAAUCUGGUUACACAUAUCUACGAGCCAACGGUAGUCAGUGGACAUUGUUGAAGUAUCUGGUUGGUGGCUUUAUCUGGCUUUUUAUUGAGCUGUCCAGGACGAUUCUUGUGUGGUUUUUUCUAUGGGUGUAUAUAAUCUAUUUGUUGGUCUUCCCUUGGUUGUUUGGUCACCCUCUAACUGAGGACAGUGGCCUCGCAUAUAUGACAUACAGAGGCUGGACUCUUAAACGAUCCAACGAAGCUUUUCAUGCUGGCAGUCCAGACGUCAUGGUCAUUGUUCUACCUCACCUUUGUUUUGUGGUACUACCUACAAUUUUGAUAUUAGCUGCAAUGGCUGCUGAGAGAACAGCAUUCCGGGAACAUUAUUUUUCUCAAUCAGGAAAGAAGAAAGAUGACCACUUCCAAAAGAGCAGGAGACAAGUAGAACGUGAUAGUUUAUGGAGUGGUCGCUGGAUAAGGAAAAUUCUCAUUGUUCUUUGCCUGGUGAUCCUAUGGAAACAUUGGAAGCAAUGCAGAGGUCUUGUUAAGGCUUAUGCAAUGAACCCUCUGCUCCAUUCUCCAGUAUAUUUCUACUUUGUACCAGCGCUCAUAGUAUUUUCUGUGUACAAAACCUCGUCCAUUUAACUGCUUCGAAGCCAUGCUCGGACCACCAUGCUAUACUUCAGCGCACCCGCAAAGACGCUAUAAAUGAAUCACCUUCGAAAACACUACAAAUCGGGUACCUAGAAGGCUAAUACUCGCAACCAAAGGUGUAUUUGUCGGAUCACCCAUCUAAUUCUUCUUUUUUAUCUCUUUUGGAAAGGAGAUCUGUUAGGUCAUCUAACAUGCAUAAAGAUAUUGUCAACGUUGUAAUUCAUAAACUAUGGCAUCUCUUCAGACCGAGCAGUUAGGAACUAGUAGCACUGAAUAGUUAUGUACUGAAUGAAGUGAAUCAUUACUGCUUGGUAGUUUCCUCUUUCGAUCUUUCAAAAGAAAUAUUUUCUCCUUCCUUGGUUGAUCAUGUGCUUUGUAGUACCCUGUAUCAUUGUGAUGAACCAACAAAUAUGCGGCCUGCUGUUGGGGAAUGGAUUUUGAGUUUCAUGGUUGC